GCUGCGAGGAGAAGGAGGCGGGGCAAAACUCCCGCAACGAGGAAAGGAGCGGUGCUGCUUCUGCGACGUCACCCGCAUCUCCGCCCUCUCAUUGGUCGCGACGCCUCCGGAGCCUCUGCCGUCCUGGGGACGUGGCCGGAGCGCUCCUGGUCUCCGCGGGCACAGAACCGCGGCGAGCUUCCCGGUGCCGGGAAGGAGAACCUCGCGAAUGUCGUCGCCGGCCCGGGGAAGGUGUGCGCUGCCUCUCCGCCUGGCGACCAGGCGCGCUCCCUGAAAUCAGCUGCUGCGAUUUGAAGUGUCCGGGGUCCCUCCGUCUCUUGCGGUUGGAGGAAAGAGAGAUGCGACUGCCUCCCGGGGACCGACGAGGGAGCUGCCGGUGAGCGACUGGGAGGGAAGGAGCACAUGGCCAGGAUCAGUUUUUCCUGCCUGUGUCCAGCAUCUUGGCACUUUACAGUACCUUCAGUAAGCCUUUGUCUCCGUCAGCGGCUGGCCCUGCUAGGCCUCCUCCUUGGCGCCUGCCUGCUCCUCUUACUUCUGGCAAUUACCAAUCUGUGGCGCUGGAGGGCUGACUCUCAGGACAGACAGUUUGAAAGAUAUUUAGCGCGGUAUCGAGCCUUGGAAGCUACAGACACGGAGAACCUAGCUCUGAGUUACGGGGUUGUGGUUGACUGUGGGAGCAGUGGGUCUCGAGUCUUUGUGUAUUUUUGGCCCCCACACAAUGGGAAUCCCCAUGAUCUGCUGGACAUCCGACAGAUGCGAGACCACAGCAGCCAACCAGUCGUCAAGAAAAUCAAGCCAGGGAUCUCCACAUUGGCAAGAACACCAGAGAAAGCGAGUGACUAUAUGAGGCCCUUGCUCAGCUUUGCUGCUGCGUAUGUGCCCAAGGUCAAGCACAAGGAGACCCCCCUCUACAUCUUGUGUACUGCAGGGAUGAGGCUGCUGCCUGACUGGCAGCAGGCGGCCCUCCUUGAGGACCUGGUGAGGGAUGUGCCCUUGGAGUUUGACUUCCUUUUCUCAGAAUCACAUGCAGAGGUGAUUUCAGGGAAACAAGAAGGUGUCUAUGCUUGGAUAGGCAUCAACUUUGUCCUGGGGAGAUUUGACCAUGAAGAAGAAGAAGAUGCUGUGGUGUCUGUGACCCUGGCUGGCCAGGAAGAGCCCUUAGUGCGAAAGAGGACUGUGGGAAUCCUUGACAUGGGAGGUGCCUCUCUGCAGAUAGCCUACGAGGUGCCCAGUUCCACCUCCUUUUCUUCACCACAGGAGGAAGAAGCUGCCAAGAGCCUCCUUGCUGACUUCAACCUCGGCUGUGAUGUGCAACACACAAAGCAUGGCUACCGUGUCUAUGUCAACACUUUCCUGGGCUUUGGGGGCAACUUUGCCCGGCAGCGCUAUGAAGCAUUGAUGCUGAAUCGGACUGUCGCCCACAACAGAUUGCGAGGUGAACAGAUGGGGUUGAAUCCUGAGUUGCCCAUCUUAGACCCUUGCCUGCCUGUGGGACUGGAGGAUGUUGUGAAUCAGAGUGGCCAGACCCUGCACAUUAGGGGCCAAGGAGAUUGGCAGGCCUGUGCUGAGCAACUGCUGCCCUUAUUGGCUGGAGAAAACAGGAGCCAGGUUUCUUUGAGUAACACCUAUCAGGCACCGAUUCACUUCACAAACAGCGAAUUCUACGGCUUCUCUGAAUUCUACUACUGCACCGAUGAUGUGCUGCGCUUGGGAGGACCAUAUCACAGCCCCACAUUCACGCGUGCAGCCCAGGAUUAUUGCAGCCUGAGUUGGUCAGUACUGACGCAGAGGUUUCGAGACAAGUUAUACUCGCCGCAUGCAGACCUGCACCGUGUCAAGUACCAGUGCUUCAAGUCUGCUUGGAUGCACCAAGUCCUGCACGAAGGGUUCCAUUUCCCCAGGGAUUACUCUGGCCUACGCACAGCCCAACUGGUGUAUGACCGCGAAGUGCAGUGGACGCUGGGAGCUAUUCUCUUUAAAACCCGCUUCCUGCCUCUCAGGGAUAUCCGACAGGAGAGCAUCCGUCAGCCUCACAGCCCUUGGCUUCGUCUCUCCUUCGUCUAUAACCACUAUCUCAUCUUUGGGUGCAUCCUUGUAGUGAUGCUUGCCAUUGGGCUCUACCUCCUCCGUCUACGUCGCAUCCACCACCAGCAGCUUCAUCCAGCUACCCUUGACCUGCUGUGGCUUGCUGAAGUGGUGCCACUAUCGGCACAGGAGCCAGGCUCCUGAUGAAAGAGCUACCUCCUUAUGGACUCAUCCAUGCGAUCCUUCUGGCACUCUUUUUUGAACAGACCAAAAGCUGUUAUUUCCUUGGGGUUUCGUAGCCCAGAAUUCUGUAGCACGCAGGCUCAGUGUCUGCUCAGUGUUGUCCGCUGCUGCCCAACAAAAGAAGGCUCAUAACUCGAACAGGCGUUAAGUGGUUUCUUCUGUGCCCGGAGGCAGUUUAGGAUAAUCAUAGACAGGAGCUGCAAGAAAGGACAAAAGCUGUCCUUUUCCAUUUCUUACCAUGGACAGAAGGCACCAUGUUUGUAAGUGACCAAAGAGAACUUGCUUUACUCAGGAAGGGAAGGAAAAAAAUCCUGGUGUGGCGUCUCCCAGAAAAGGAAACAAUUCCUUAUUUAUCUCUAUUAUGAGUGUAGGCAUUUUUGUUUGCUUAAUGCUUAAUACCUACAAGGACCAAAUGUAUAUGUCCUUGUGACAAAGGAAGUUGUUUUAUUUUUUUAAAGCAACUUGCUCCUUUUUUCCACCUACUGUCUCCCUCCUCCCUCAGUGGGGACCCCAAAUGACUUUUGCACACACACACAGUAUGAUGGUGGUCUGAAAUGCUGUGUUACACAAUUGUGUCUCAUUGCUGUUGGCUCAGAAGAGGGGCUUUUAGCUAUUCUUGAUCCACAGGAGAUCACACUGAAAAAUGGAACUAGUGGGUUCAACUUGUUUUCGCAGUCACAGCUAGCCCUUAGCAUUUGAAUCAACGAUGGGCAAUGUUUCAUAAGGUAAAUUGGUUUAAUACUUGAACUCCAGUUACUGUAGCAAUAAACCAUGUUGACCUGGACAACCAGGGCUUUUUGAUGAUGUUA
Pogona vitticeps (central bearded dragon) is the source of this 3077-nucleotide messenger RNA. RefSeq names its product ectonucleoside triphosphate diphosphohydrolase 7 (gene ENTPD7). The record is from RefSeq and is a predicted model, not a curated record. NCBI's taxonomy places the organism in Eukaryota, Metazoa, Chordata, Lepidosauria, Squamata, Agamidae. Gene Ontology annotation, molecular function: ribonucleoside triphosphate phosphatase activity; UDP phosphatase activity; GDP phosphatase activity. Gene Ontology annotation, cellular component: Golgi apparatus; membrane. Gene Ontology annotation, biological process: UDP catabolic process; CTP metabolic process.